This is a messenger RNA of Xyrichtys novacula (pearly razorfish), 649 nucleotides long. NCBI's taxonomy places the organism in Eukaryota, Metazoa, Chordata, Actinopteri, Labriformes, Labridae. The record is from the annotation of a GenBank genome assembly.
AUGGAAAUAUCACUGACUGGUGGCACAGAGGCCAAGUUUGGUAAGAUUUCAGAUGGUCAAAGCCGUCUUUCACACUCAUGUUCUGAGCAGAAAGAAGACAUUUAGGAUUUCACAGGAUGGAAAAAAAAAAAAAAACCCAGCACGACUCUGUCCUUUCAGCAUUCAGGCGUUUGUGAAGGUUCAUGCUCAGCUACGCGGGACAAAAGGCCAAAUCUCUGGCUCUGGACUCCAGUUGUGUGCAUCUGGGGCCCCGGCGGAGCCUGCGAGCACGACUCCCUGCAGGGACCAAAGGCACCCACGCACAGUCAAAUGUCACGGCACAGAGGAAGGCGAGGGAAUGGGAGCCAAAAAAGAGAGGGAGGAGGCGAAGACAAAAACAUGUUUUAUAAUGGUGAAAAUGGGAGAGCGAAGGGCAAGACGCCGUUACACUGAGAGCGACCACGCACAUUCCCCAACGGUCAGCGGAGAAAACACGAGCCACAAUGACUUCAACUCUUCCACUUCCGCUGCAAACCCCCUGAUAGUGUCAGUGUUUGAGAUUUGGAGCCACCCUGUUCUUAUUCCUAAAGCCACAUCAGGAUUAAACAGAGUAAAUGAGGCACAGAAACCCGGUACACAAAAGACCCUGCUCAGGUUCGGGGUCGAUUAA